GAGUGGAAGCCGAGGAGGAGUUGCGCGGCAGCUGGAUGGGUAUGGGAGAUGCCUGGCGGUUUCGCGCUUUUUCUGUCUUUUGAUUGCGAAUGGGAGCAGCGCGCUAAGGAGAGUUGCAAGGCGAAUAGCCCGCCAAGGUGCUUCGGUGUGUGGCCAUUGCUGCCGUUCUGCCGCUGAGGGGUGGGCAGCGGUGGCGGGACAAGCAUCCAGGCGGGAUCCAGCGGCAGCAGCAGAGAGAGCUCCACCCUGAUGAUGCAGAGGCCCAGCUUCCAGCUGAUUGCAAGUCCCAGAGCAGGCUGCACCCGCGUCUGCGUGAGGUCUAGAGGGACUUGGCCUGCUCCGCAAAUGAUCCAACUUUGCGGAGGGGCUGGCGAACACAGACAAUGCCAGCCUGGUUAAGGAAGCCGCCAGCACUGCUUAGGCCUGGUUCCCAGGAAGCGCAUUAUUGGGUGCGGAACUUUACCCUUCAGAUGAAGACUAUUUAGGCCUGUUUCCCAGGACGCGCAUUACUGGGUGCGGAACUUUACCCUUCGGAUGAAGACCCCAGAGUUGGGUAUCUCCAAAGUGAUAAUCAAAGAAUUGCUUUGCAUGGGACUUGAGAAAACAUCUUACUGUUUAAGAACAGAGCGUCUAAUUGUCUAAGAACCUGAAUAGAAGGAGAUGCCUUCUGUAUUGAGUGCUAUUUUUGAGAAGUUGGUCAAAGAAGGGGAGAAGAUGGUGGAUUAAUAGAUAAUGGUGACAAUUAUUUUGUAACUCAUAGAAGGACAGAUGUUUAUGUAAAAGUUGAUAGUUUUGGUGGAAACAUGAGCAUGUUUCUGAACUUAUUGUAAAAUAUACAGAGACUCCUAAAAUCACUGCUUAAAUUACACGGGUCUUAUGUUUGGAAAGAGCAAACUUUAGAAGUAUAAUUGUAAAAAUAAUAUCAAACAGAAAAAGGGAAGAGAAAACGAACAUACUAAUCCACUCCAACUGAAAAACAAGGAGAGAGGUGGAGACUCAACACAUGAGGAUGAAUGCCCAGAGAGCCUUAAGAAGGGGCAAGAGGCUGAACUUGGGAGAGAAGAGCAUAGAUCAAAAUAAAAGACACACAAAAGGAGAAAGAGAGGGAAGCUAGGACUUAUGAUGAUGAAGAUGAAUCUAAAUGCUGGUUCAAGUAUGAGCUUUGUUCACCCUAGUGGACCAUCUUGGGUGAUUCCUGGAAUGCUUUCUCAGACUGCAACCCUACCCCGCUGGUAUCCCUGUCCCUAGAGUGUUAGCUACAGAAACCUUUCCAUUGCCAUACUGAGAAAGUGCAGCAGGCAGUGUGCCUGCAGGUCUACAAAGAAACUUCAGAUCAUCUUCUUGAGGGAAAGAAGCUGAAGUGCUACAUAAGAUGCUUGUGCUUCAUAAUGCUCAGAAGCUGCAGAUUCUGUAUAAAUCCUUAGAAAAGAGCAUCCCUGAAUCCAUAAAGGUAUAUGGCGCCAUUUUCAACAUUAAAGAUAAAAACCCUUUCAACAUGGAGGUGCUGGUAGAUGCCUGGCCAGAUUACCAGAUGGUCAUUACUCGGCCUCAGAAACAGGAGAUGAAAGAUGACCAGGAUCAUUAUACCAACACUUACCACAUCUUCACCAAAGCUCCUGACAAGUUAGAGGAAGUCCUGUCAUACUCCAGUGUAAUCAACUGGGAGCAAACUUUGCAGAUCCAAGGUUGCCAAGAGGGCCUGGAUGAAGCAAUAAGAAAGGCUGCAACUUCAAAAUCAGUGCAGGUAGAUUACACGAAAACCAUGCUCUUUAUACCAGAAUUACCAAAGAAGCACAAGACCUCAAGUAAUGAAAAGAUGGAGUUAUUUAAAGUGGAUGAUGAUAACAAGGAAGGAAACUUUUCAAACAUGUUCUUAGAUGCUUCACAUGCAGGUCUUGUAAAUGAACACUGGGCCUUUGGGAAAAAUGAGAGGAGCUUGAAAUAUAUUGAACGCUGCCUCCAGGAUUUUCUAGGAUUUGGUGUGCUGGGUCCAGAGGGCCAGCUUGUCUCUUGGAUUGUGAUGGAACAGUCCUGUGAGUUAAGAAUGGGUUAUACUAUCCCCAGAUACAGACACCAAGGCAACAUGUUGCAAAUUGGUUAUCAUCUUGAAAAGUAUCUCUCUCAAAAAGAAAUCCCAUUUUAUUUCCAUGUGGCAGACAAUAAUGAGAAAAGCCUACAGGCACUGAAAAAUUUGGGGUUUAAGAUUUGUCCUUGUGGUUGGCAUCAGUGGAAAUGCACCCCCAAGAAAUAUUGCUGAUUGAUUCCAUUGUCCAUUUCAAAUCUUUCUUAUCAGUAAAAAAACAUUAAUUCAAACACAAGCAUUGUGAUCUACAUUAGCACAAAAUGCAACUGAUUAUCUAGGAUCUGUGUAUUACUUAAGCUCACCCUUAACAUUUUUACCCUCCUUCUCCUCUAUAUUCUUACAGAAAAUUAGAAGUUCAAUCUUAUGGUCUCAUAAUUUCCUUUAUGAUGACAGACAUCUCAGAAUUAAAAUCACCCAAUGCCAAUCAUUAGUGCCAAGAUAACCCUUUAACGGCAACACUUUCUUAAAUGAAGACAAUUUCUUUCAUGAAAAAAUUCACUUUUAUGACUUGCUUGUUAAAAUAAAAA
Molecule: messenger RNA, 2610 nt
Organism: Symphalangus syndactylus (siamang)
Lineage: Eukaryota; Metazoa; Chordata; Mammalia; Primates; Hylobatidae
Gene: GLYATL2
Product: glycine-N-acyltransferase like 2
Cellular component (GO): mitochondrion
Molecular function (GO): glycine N-acyltransferase activity
Source: RefSeq, a predicted model, not a curated record